UGAUGAAUGAAUAUUAUAUGCUAAGACAAAUUAAUGUUGGAGAUACUGAUCUAUUACAUCCAAACAGCUUAGAUUCAGCUGAAAAGCUCGUAUAAAAUGAUUUCUAUAUGCGAGAUAGAUAUAAGUAAUCAUGGAAAAAGACUCAAAAAAGCAUAUAAGGUAAGGAUAUCAAUUAUAAUUGGAUGAGUUUUCUUUUGAAUCAUAGAUAGAUAAUGGCCCACCUUGUCACCUCAAACUCAAAGGAUAGAGAGUAGAAAUCCCAAUGUAGAGUACAGACAAAGGAUAUGAUAUUUGUGUCGGCUUGUAUUAAAUCUCACAGCAGAGCAAGCUUGCAACAAAACAGAGAUCUUUUGUGUAUUUAAAGCAUAUAAAUUAAGCCUGAAAAUAUGACAAUUAACACCCUUUUCUAAGGUUAAAACUUUGAGCUCAAUCCAAGUGCUAUUUAAUUCAACCAAAGUUGUUAAACCCCAAGCUUGCAUUUUACAAGGUUAUGGAAACCAAAAAGAAACCCCAAUGGUGACAGGUCACAGAUCACACAGUCCAUUAUUAAAUUUAUCUCCCCCUUCCAGCUUAUUUAUUUAUUUAUUUAUGUAUUUAUUAAUUAUUAUUAUUAUUAUUAUUAUUAUUAUUCACAUUGAAAGCCAGAUGUUCAUAGAUGAGAGUUGGGGAUGUGGUAAAAAACCAAAAGAGUAAAAGAGAAGAAAAAAUAAAAAGAAAAAUCCGUACCACAAAGCCAGGCCUCACAGCUCCUCUUGGCCUCUAUUACUCUCAAUAAAACCAUGACAUGUACAACUUUCUCUUACUGACUCACGCCAAGCUUCAGUGCCCGCUUUUCCUCACAUUACAAAGGAGAUUUGCUAUACUCAAUCACUAUAACUUCUGCAGCUUCACAUAAUAUGCACAGGGCACUUUUUUCUAGGACUAUAUGAUGUUGUGGUGGAGACAACAAAAUCAGAGUACCCUAUAUUUCAAUCUUUGAUUAUUUUAUUUUAUUUUUAUUUUUAUUUGUUUUAUGAAUUUCUGUAAAGUUUAAUUCAGAGACAAUGGCAGCAACAAUGGUCGCUGCAAAGCAGAAGCAGUAGCAACAGAGAUGCAGUCCAGUCAUAAUAAGAGCAGAGUCGCUCAGAAUAAGGACUAAAAAGAGAGAAAAAAAUAGAGAAAGAAAAGGGAGGGGAGGUGGCAGCACUGUAUAUCAGAGCCAUUAGUUUUAUCCAUGCACAGAAGAUUCUGCAACCAAUGGACUCUGCAAAAAUACCCAGCAGACCAACAAGAAUAAUAAACCCACUUUCUCUCUGUCUCUGAAAAUCUCCAAGUUGGUUCUUCAUUCUUCUUCUUUCUUGUUUGAUAUUUUUCAAGAUUUAUUUUUUUUCCUUUUCUUUUUGUUUCCCUCUAUUUUCUGUUUGAGAAAAAAAAAAAUGAUGAGUGCAAAUAGUAGUGCAAGAAGUAGGUCCUCUUUCACAGCAACUCAGUGGCAAGAGCUCGAACACCAAGCACUCAUCUUCAAAUACAUGGUUUCUGGUGUGCCUGUUCCACCUGACCUCAUAUAUUCUGUCAAAAGAAGCUUGGAGUCUUCAUUCUCUUCGAGACUUUUUCCACACAAUCCCAUUGGAUGGGGAUGUUUUGAAAUGGGUUUUGGCAGAAAAGUAGACCCAGAACCAGGAAGGUGCAGAAGAACAGAUGGGAAGAAAUGGAGGUGCUCAAAAGAGGCAUACCCAGAUUCAAAGUACUGUGAGAGGCAUAUGCAUAGGGGCAGAAACCGUUCAAGAAAGCCUGUGGAAAUUUCUUCAACUGCAACCAUUUCAACAACAUCAACAAUAUCAUCAAUCACUUGUCCGCCCAAUAUUUCAUCAAUGAACAUGAAUAGAAGCCUAUCCACUUCCACUUCCACCAUCCCUACCUACUCUUCAAUUUCUUACCCAUUACCAUCUGAACCACUUUCCCACCUCCAUCCUCAGCACAAUUCGCCUCUUUAUCCCUUUCUUUAUUCCCAUUCUUCCUCUUCUAGACCUACUGGUUAUGGUCUGCUACCUGAAAAUAAUACCACUUCUUACUUCUCUGUGAAAUCUGAAUCCUAUACUCAGCCUGAUAAGGAUUACAGGUAUUAUAAUGGUACAAAGGAAAGUCUAGAUGAGCUAGCUUUCUUUCCAGAAUCGUCAGGGAAUGCAAGAAGCUUACCUGAAACAUGUAAUCAUCCACUAUUGACUAGUUCCUACAGAAGCUACUCUCAACCACAGUUCCAAAGCUAUACAGAUAAUUCCAAAGAACCAAAGCAGUCAGAUUCAGAUGAGCAACAUUGCUUUGUUUUGGGCACCGAUUUCAAAUCACCAAGAUCAAUUAAAACUGAGAAAGAACCUGAAACCCAGAAGCCACUCCAUCACUUUUUUGGAGAAUGGCCACCAAAGGACACAGACUCCUGGCUAGAUCUUGCAUCCAAUUCCAGAAUCCAGAGUCCCUAAUGAUGAUUGAAGUAUCAAUAAUGGGGUUUGCUGAUCAAGAACAAAAGAGUACUUGGGGUUGUGGGACAAUAGCUUUCUUGUUUGAAUUCGUGGAUAGGGAGAGCUUUGUUUUAGGUUUGAAGUGAAUAAUGUAGGGACACAACCGCAUCUCUGUCAUUUGCUUUCUUUCUUCCCUUGUAAGAAACAUGUUUGAUAUUUUGAGACUUGCUUGUUUGACCGGAAGCAUCUUCCAUAUGCUUUUGGGUCUUGUAGGCUCCCCAUA
Messenger RNA from Ziziphus jujuba (common jujube), 2718 nucleotides. RefSeq names its product growth-regulating factor 5. Gene Ontology annotation, biological process: regulation of DNA-templated transcription; developmental process; DNA-templated transcription. The coding region runs from base 1416 to 2456 and encodes 346 amino acids. NCBI's taxonomy places the organism in Eukaryota, Viridiplantae, Streptophyta, Magnoliopsida, Rosales, Rhamnaceae. Gene Ontology annotation, molecular function: ATP binding. The transcript has 4 exons. The record is from RefSeq and is a predicted model, not a curated record. Gene Ontology annotation, cellular component: nucleus.